Messenger RNA from Echinops telfairi (small Madagascar hedgehog), 5514 nucleotides. It is a transcript of the gene SLC35D1, whose product is annotated as solute carrier family 35 member D1. The record is from RefSeq and is a predicted model, not a curated record. The transcript is spliced from 11 exons. Gene Ontology annotation, molecular function: GDP-fucose transmembrane transporter activity; antiporter activity. Lineage: Eukaryota; Metazoa; Chordata; Mammalia; Afrosoricida; Tenrecidae. Gene Ontology annotation, cellular component: Golgi apparatus. Bases 97 to 927 code for a protein of 276 amino acids.
ACUUGCAGGCGCGCGGGUGUGUGCCGACUUCCCCCCCUUCGUUCUCGUUCCCCUUGCCGUAGGUUUCCCUCCUCGCUCUGCGUCGGACUCGGCCAGAUGGUGGCCACCGUGGCAGUGCUCGCGGUGGGGAAGGCGCUCCGAGUUGUCAAGUUUCCUGACCUUGAUAGAAAUGUACCUCGAAAGACGUUUCCACUACCUCUACUAUAUUUUGGGAACCAAAUCACGGGACUGUUCAGCACAAAGAAACUGAACUUGCCAAUGUUUACAGUUCUGAGAAGGUUCUCCAUCCUGCUUACAAUGUUUGCUGAAGGAGUUUUACUCAAGAAGACGUUUUCUUGGGGUAUCAAAAUGACUGUAUUUGCAAUGAUUAUUGGCGCCUUUGUAGCUGCCAGCUCCGAUUUGGCAUUCGAUCUAGAAGGAUAUGUUUUUAUCCUGAUAAAUGAUGUCUUGACAGCAGCAAAUGGUGCAUAUGUAAAACAAAAAUUAGAUUCAAAAGAGCUGGGAAAAUAUGGUCUGCUUUAUUAUAAUGCACUGUUCAUGAUUCUGCCCACACUGGGCAUUGCAUAUUUCACAGGAGAUGCACAAAAGGCAUUGGAUUUUGAAGGCUGGGCUGACAGCCUUUUCCUUCUACAGUUCACCCUCUCCUGUGUGAUGGGGUUUGUCUUGAUGUAUGCCACAGUACUCUGCACUCAGUAUAAUUCUGCUCUGACAACUACAAUAGUUGGCUGUAUCAAGAAUAUAUUAAUAACUUAUAUUGGAAUGGUCUUUGGUGGAGAUUAUAUUUUCACUUGGACAAACUUCAUUGGAUUAAAUAUCAGCAUUGCUGGGAGCCUGGUGUAUUCCUACAUCACUUUUUCUGAAGAGCAGCUGAGCAAACAGUCCGAAGCCAGUAACAAGUCGGACGUCAAAGGGAAAGGAGCGGUAUGACCGGAGGCCUGCCUGAGCAGGAGGCCCGUGCUUGAUCAACUCGGAACACUGCCACUUCCGACCCAGAGAGCGAGAUGUCUUGAUUAAGGAGAACAUACCAUUCUUUUGCACUUGUACAAUCUGAGGAUUGAUUUUGCUGCCUUUUAAAAUUUUGUGAUGAGAGAAACUUAUAAUUGACUAUUUUAAAUAUGCCAUGUGAAUUAAUUUAUAUCAGACUGGAAAAUAUACCGGGCUUUUUAAUUUAUUUGCUUUUCUUCUGUGCCGACAGUGAAGCAUGAGUGUUUUGCAGUAUAUUUCACUCCCAGUCUGAUGUCCAGGCGUUGCUGAGAGCUGCCCCUAUAGAGUGCGCCAACAGGGCCCUAUCCCUCACAUCAUCGCUGCCAGUCUUGAGGGGCAGUGCAGCCUGCUUUCUGCUGGAGACGCAGCUGGGUAUCUGAAAUUUCUCUCCUUUGAAUUUCUUUCUUUCCUUCAUUGGGACUCAUGUAAGUAAGAUGACACAUUGGCACGUCACUCACUUGCGUGGGGGGUGGCAUGUAUUGGUUCCCAUGUGCUGUCCCUGAGGAGUGGAGAUGAGCAGAGUGCAUUUCUUGAAAAUACAUUGGUCCCUCUCCAUUGGGGAGGAGAGAGGAGUGAAGGGACAGGAAGUAGGCCUCUUGCUGAGGGACCGAUCCAUCCAUUUCACUCAUCCACCCACACUGUGUCGAGUGUGGACUGUCAGCCGGGCACUAGUGCUGAGUACUAGGGAUGCCGAGAUGCUUCGGGAACUGGUUGAAACCUAGCCCACUGACUGUCGUGACUGAGGGCGAGAUGGAGAAUUGAGCCAUGUCCGUCAGGGAGCCAUUGUUUUGGCUCUCAGAAGUAGAGAUCUGUCCUUGCGGCUAGACGUCCCUUGCCUGCGCGCCUGCUCCAUUGCUAUCUGCAGCUGAGUGCAACCCUGUGAGGAAGGCUUGUGCAGAGCGGUGUUGGGGAAACAUGCAGUCCAGUUGAGCACACAGAGGGACCACCUGUGUUUCCUCCGCCUCUCUGCUGUGGGCUGCGACCUUUAAAAAGAUGGCUCUCUAGACCAGUGUGGAGGCGGCCCAGGGCUGCAGUGGGGUCAACAUUAGGCAGCCAGUGAAUGGUCCGCAAUCAGAACCCACCACGCAGUGGGGGCGAAAGUUCUGACAAGGUGCUUCUCUGACAGUGGAGAGCCCUGGAAGCCCCAAGGCACACUUCUGCCGUGCCCGAGGGGGUCACCAAAUCAAAAUCAACUUGAUGGCAAUGGGUUGUUUCGUUGUUUUGUUUUUGCUGUGUAAGUAAGGGCAGCUUGGUACAUUUUUAAAUUAUUGCUUCGAGGGCAAAGCCUCACUUAAUGAGAAUGUCAACUUCUCCUGUCCACUGUUGCCUCAUGGGGAGCCCUGGUGGCUGUAAGGUGAACAGUUUGAAGCCACCAGCUGCUCCCGUAAAGAAUGGCAGUCUUGGAAAUCCACAGGGACCUGCCCCAUCCUGCAGGGUGUUGUGAGGGACUCGAUGGCAGUGAGUUUGGGUUAGGGGGAUGAGUCAAGCCCCAUCUCAGAGAGUAGUGCGCAUGCUCAAGCCAGUUGUGCAGUGAUGGAGUACUUUUCCCCGGUACUUACAGCACUUGCGCACAGUAACUUACUUCCAUUUCCUUAGGCUUGGGCUUCACUGAAUUCUAGCAGCCUGAUCGCUGGCAUUUUCAGGGACCUCAACGGUUUGGAUGUUUGUUUCCUAUUUGAUAAAGGAGUUGUACUGAGGCCGCUUUCAUACUCAUCUCACCCCCAUUUUGAUUUGUUUAUUAAAGGUGUUGUGUUCCCACCAUUCACCCAUAAACAACUCCCAUCCGAAUAAGCUCCAGGGAACACAUCCUAAGCUCACGUCUUUCCAGCAUCAUCUAGAAAAUCCCAGUGGAAAACUAGGAGCUUAUCUCGUGUCACAUAUUCCUGUUUUACGUGAGAAAACAAGAUUUAGAGAAUUUCAGGACUUGCUAAUAAGUUAAAAAAAAAAUCCAUGCUCUUUCUAUGAAUCAUGCUGCCUCUCGAAGAGGAGGCUCUGCAGAUCUAGCACAGAGGGAGAGGCAAUGGUCCUAGAGUUUCCAUCAGCUGCUCUCGGGUGAUAGGAACGAACAUUCAGCCAGUGAAUGGUAUCUGCCAGGGCCUGGCCAGUACGAAUCGCUGGUUUUGUCUGGGCAUAACGGGAAAGCAUAAUGAGAAAUGUUUCAGUGACUCUCUUCUUUGACCUUAGAAAUGUGGGUGGUGGAAUUUCGACAAGCUUGGUCUUUGGAUGUGUUCAGAGGUAAUGUGGACUAGCACUCUACCGGAGACUGAACUGCUUCUUGGGGGUCCGUCACCACACCAGGUUUACGUGAGAAAGUCACACACACAGGUAGUUAGCCCUUCGCUAAAUGCACAUGGCAGGCCCUGUACCUCAGGGUCUAUACCAAACCUUCUGGCAAAUCAGAAGCAGUAGAGCGAGUUCCUGCCUGUGCCCUGGUUCCUGGAAGGCCCCCGCAGUGCAGUCUCCUAUCUUAAGGUGCAAGAGUCAGCAGCCUGGGGAAAUUGGAGUUUGAAUGGACUAUGUGUUUUCAGUUGUGUGUAGGCCUGAAAGUAGUGGACUAGAGGUUGUAUCUGGUGCCCCGUUGCUCCCAGAAUGUCUGCAUUUUGCCUCGAAACAUGGCAAAAAUCCCAAGACCUCCCUCCCACAAGCAAGAGACAGUAGAGUUACAUCUUUAACUUACCCUUGAGAUAGACGGGCUGAGGCAAGAAUCCUCAAUGGUAAAUUCCAUGACCAGUGGCUUCUCUUCCGGGAAGAUCUUCUUUGGCCUAUCUGCUGCUAGGCGGAACAGGAGUGGUUCCAAUGGCCAGCUGUCCUGGCCUGUGUAAAAAGGAUUUCCAAUCGCCUCAUGUGGCUGCUGCCUCCUUUAGAAGUUGGGCCCUUGUAGGAUUCAACUUCCAUAUAUAUAUACUGCAAGUUUGCUGUAGUUUUGCUUUUGUCAAGAAUCCAUGGAAAGCUUUAGUCAGUAAAACGGUGCAGAAUUUUCACGUCAAGUCCGGUAGAGCUUUAUUUGAUGACUUGGGAGUAGUAUGAGGGGGUCUUCAAAAAUGACAAGAUGGGCUUUUUCUGUGAACUUUUUGAAGCCCCUUCAUCCCUAAGGCUUUGGGCCUGCCCUCCCUGUAGUUAGAAGGCCUCCUUCAGUGGGGGCCAGCUCUCUGCUCAGCCCCAAGACAACUGAGAUGGAUGUGAAAUGACUCUUGCCUUCAAUGACUGCCUCAUGCUGGACCCAGAGGUGCUGGCCUGAACCUAAUUGAGGGAAGGGAAGCAGGUGAAGGACAUCAGUGGUUUGGACUCAGGUGUCAGCAUCAUUACUUGUAGAGGCCCCCACCCACGGAGCAGCAGCCAACACCAGCUCACUGCCUGCCAGGCAGUUCUGACUCCCAGCGACCCGUAGGACGGGGUAGAACCGUCCCUGUGGGUUUCCGAGGCCGGAGCAAAAGCACUGGUUAAAUCUGCGAGGAUGCUCAUAGCCCACACUGGUCUUCUAGCUCUGAGAUAAGUGACCUGACUCCUGUGAUUCUGAGAACGGCCUGGGCCCCUCAUUCCUCCACAUAUCCUUGCUUCCUCCAUAACCAUUUGAUAUUGGUUCCUCCUUGAUAUAGACAAGGCUGCCAUUGAUUUUUUCAUUCUCUUAGGGAAAUGAAUCAUACUUGAGAAAGAAGACAGUAGAUCUAAAACUAUUCAGCACAAUGUCUUGUACGUAUUAGACACUUAGCAGUGGAGGUCCCGGGCAGUACUUCCUGAAGAGAUUAGAGGCAAAUCAAGAGUCUUAAUUUCUGCUCCUUCAUGCUUAAAGAAAGGUUGUGUGUGUGUGUGUGUUUACCAAAGCACAUGACCCAGACAGUCUUCCUUUUUUAAGUACCUGUGGGAUAUAAUGUCAUUAUGUGGGCAGCUAAUCCCACCUGUUUUUAAAAUGGAACAAAAUCACAUUCCUAGCAUACUGGUAACUUUUAUAAAAGGAAAAUGGUGUUACACCUUAGAAGAUGGUACUUGCAGGUCAGAAUACUCCACUUCAGACUUGCCCAUUUGUCACCUGACACUGCAGGUCUGGCUCCCUUCCUCUCCCGCAUUCCGUGCAGCUGAGGACACAGGGCUGGCGGAGGCUGAUCCCAGGUGUCAGUCGUCGGGAUGUGUGACUGAAUCUCUUGCUAAACCAAGCUAAUGAGUUCUUACUGUUAGGAAAACCCUGCAUCAUGGUAUGAGGAGUUAUUUUCUCAGUGUUUCCUUUGAUUGUUUUAAGCUUUGUUGUUCUGAAAUAUUUUAAAGGAAAAAAUCAGGUUAGAUUUACUUUCUCAAAAAUGUUUUUUUAGCAAUUUUGUUAUAUUUUCUUUCUCAUGCUGAUGAUCAACUGAUUUUUGACUACAAAUGUUACCCUCACAAUAUUUUUUCAGUAGGGGUUUACUUACCAAAUUACCAUUUUAGUGUUUUUAAAGGGUACUGAUAAUUGAAAUAUGUAAAUCAGGUGACAUAAAAAUGAAAAUUAUGUGCCUGCCUAUUUUUGUAAAGGCGUCAAAUAAAGACGUUUCUCCCCUGAAA